UUUUAAAAAAAUUAAUAAUAAAUUGAAAUAAUUGGUAUUGAGAAAGGAAAUGGGCCUUUUUUCUUUUUUGGUUUUGUACUGAAAGCUUGUUUGGUUUUAGGCUUUUAGCAGGAGGCAGCAGGAAAGUUUGUUGAAAACAUUCAAGAGGCCAGUGUUGAAUUUAAUGAAGUGAAAGAGGAUGAUGAUGAUGAUGAUGAAAGGCAAUUUAAUGGUGGAUGAGAGUUUGUCAGUCUUGACUUGUACAUCUGGAGAAAUAUUAACAAGAAAUGAAAUUACCACCACUGGCCCUAUGUAUUCUCAUCAAUCCUCUGCUUCCACAAAUCAACCGCUACCGCUACCGCCAUCGCCACUGCCACCGCCACCGUCAAAGAGGAAGCGAAAUCUUCCCGGCAACCCAGACCCAGAAGCUGAAGUGAUAGCCUUGUCACCAAAAUCGCUUCUGGCAACGAAUAGAUUCAUAUGUGAGAUCUGUAAGAAAGGGUUUCAAAGAGAUCAGAAUUUGCAACUCCAUAGAAGAGGACACAAUCUACCAUGGAAGCUAAAGCAAAGAGGCAACAAGGAAGUGAGGAAGAAGGUGUACGUGUGCCCCGAACCGACCUGCGUGCACCAUCACCCGUCGAGGGCUCUUGGAGAUCUAACCGGGAUCAAGAAGCACUUCUGCAGAAAGCAUGGCGAGAAGAAGUGGAAAUGUGAAAAGUGUUCAAAGAGAUAUGCAGUUCAAUCAGAUUGGAAAGCUCACUCCAAGAUUUGUGGCACUAAAGAGUAUAGAUGUGACUGUGGAACCCUCUUCUCUAGGAGGGACAGUUUCAUAACCCACAGAGCAUUCUGCAAUGCCUUGGCUCAGGAAAGUACCAAUUUUAAUAAUAAUAAUCCAACUCCAAAAACAUCCCUUAAUUUCCCAUCUAUUUCCCCUCAUUUUCCUCUUAAAUUUGAACACCAAGACCCUUUCUUUCCUUCUUCUCAAAACCCUAAUAACCCUACUUCAAUCGGAUUCGGGUUACCGGGUCCGGGUCCGGGGCCGGGGCAACCUUUUGCUUCUUGUCCUGCAUGGGAAUUGAAUAAUAAUCAUAAUAAUAAUAAUUCAUGUCCUGCUGAAAUUGCCCCACUUUUUCAUCACGUGAUGGGUUUUGAAGAGGCCUCGUUUGAAGAAGCUCUCAAUGGGAUACUGAUGAAUAAUAAUAAUAGAGGUAAUAAUAAAGACGGUGGCAAAAACGGUGGCGCCGCCGCUGCCGGAGACAUAACGAGGGAUUUUCUUGGGCUGAGACCGGUGGCGGGUAACCAGCCGGAUCAUCCUAUAUUUCAGAAUCAUGAGAUGAUAAAUAACGACAUGUCGAAUUUGGAUUCUCCUUCUCCUUCGACAUUUGGAUUGCACCAGAACCAGAACACGACAUGUUGGCGUCAUAAUUAGUUGUUUUUGUUUUGUUUUUUUUUUGUUUAAUUAAGGUGGGAUCAAACGGGGGACUGGACGGUGAAAAAGUGUAUGUAUUUUUGAGGUAUUUUCAUGCAACAAUCUUCGCUUUGGUCUGAAUUCUCUCUCUACAUUACUUUUUAUUCACAAUAAAUUUAAAAAGGUCAUUAAUUAUGAUCAUCUUAAACAGUA
Benincasa hispida (wax gourd) is the source of this 1600-nucleotide messenger RNA. RefSeq names its product zinc finger protein JACKDAW-like. Gene Ontology annotation, molecular function: DNA-binding transcription factor activity. Lineage: Eukaryota; Viridiplantae; Streptophyta; Magnoliopsida; Cucurbitales; Cucurbitaceae. The record is from RefSeq and is a predicted model, not a curated record. Gene Ontology annotation, cellular component: nucleus.